AUGCAGAGCCCGCGCGAGAUCUCGUCCGAGCGCCAGGGCGCGCUCACGCCCGCCACGGCCCGCCUGGUGACCAAGCCGGCGGUCGAGCUGCCGGAGAGCGGGGCCACGCCGCGCACGCUGGACCCCGCGGCCGCGCGCCAACCCUGGGCCAACCUCAGCGUGGACACGGCUGUCAACGCGGACGAGGACGGCGCCGCCCACUUGCCAUUCGGAGCUGCCGGCGCCUCUACGACCAGCGCCGCGUCCUCGAUGCGCUCCGGAUCGGGAUCCAGCCAGGUGACGCUACCCGCGGGCCUGCUGCCCGAGCGCUACACGGCCGACCUGACGCACUGGCAGUCGCCCGCCGACCUGCCCGAGCGCCGCCUGAUGGUCCAACGCAUCAUCGCCAUGACGCGCAGCAAGCGCGUGGAUGCCGGCACCUGCGCCGACGCGCGCACGCCGUCGCUGGCCAAGCGGAUCGAGCUGUCGCUGUACUCGCGCGCGGCCUCGUUCCACGAGUACCGGGACCUGAACACACUGCGCCGCCGCCUGCAGUCGCUGGUGUCGCUGAGCUUCCACGAGGCCGCCGUGUCGCGCCGCCGCGCGGCCGCGCUCAUGUCGGGCCACGGAUCCGUCACUGCGGUGCCCCAGCUGGGCAAGCGCAAGUGCCGCUCCAUGACCCCGUUCGGUGUCUCCAGACUGAUGAUCAAGCGGCCGCGCGCCGAGUGCAUCGGCUCCACUUCAACGUGCACGCCGCGCACCACCGCCAGGAUGAACGAGGAGGCCGCGUUCUUCAUCAUGGACGAGGCCAUCCUCGGCCUAGUGUUCGCCUUCCUGCCGGGUGUCGAGACCAUUCGGUGUAUGCAGCUCAACCGCUUCGCGCGCCGCGUGCUGCCCCGCUGUGUGUUCACACUCGAGGUGGAGCUGCGCCAGUUACAGCUCGCCUACACGCUGCACGCCGCGGCGGUGCCGACGCAGCCGUCCGCCACUUUGCUGUGCCAGUUCCCGAACUUGACGAGCCUGACCGUCUUCAACUCGAUGAAACCGCUGUGUGACCAGCAAGAGGCCGGACCCGCACUGCACGCCUGGGGCUGCAGCGAGCUGGACAUCUCGCACGACAACGCCGGCGAGGAAGUGGUGCAGCAGCUUGCGGAGGGCAUCGAGCUCGGCGCCUGCCGACGACUCACCAGUCUCCGCCUCGUGUCGGUGUUCACCAACACGUGCCGCGGCAACGCGCUGCAUCUGCUGUGCGCGGCUCUUGUCAAGGGCUCGUGCCCCGACCUGGAGGACCUGCUGCUCGGAGGGAACGGCUUCUCGGACGUGGGCACGGUGGACGUCGCGUGGUUGCUCAAGGUCGGGUCGCUGCCCAAGCUGGCACGCCUGGACAUCCGCCGCAACUACAUCGGCGAGUCGGGCCUGAAGCGCAUCAUGGCUGCUCUACGCGCCGGUCGCUGCCAGCAGCUCAAGUACCUAUGCAUGGGCGGCAACAUCAUCACGGACAACUGCGUGGCGCCCGUCGUGGAGCUGCUCUCGAGCGCCAAGUGCCCGCAGAUGCGCUUCCUCGGCCUCGAGGACAACUUCCUGAGCGCCCGCGGCGUGCAGUGCAUCAUCCAGGCGGCGGUGGCCGGCGGCAUGAUGCCCAAGCUGCACCACGUCUCGUGCGACGGGACGCUCGGCAGUGACGACACCCAGAGUGCAGCCGGCGCCAUGUCGUACUUCAUCCCGCCCGUCAACUACGGCAUGAUCGAGGAGGACCUGUACCGCUCGGGCCAGCCGAACGAGCUCAACUUCCCCUUCCUGGAGCGGCUCAACCUGCGCACCAUUAUCUAUCUGGCGCUGGAGGAGCCCAACCCGCAGUUCCAGAGCUUCGUGGAGGAGCAGGAGAUCCAGCUCGUCUUCCUGGGCGGCAACACGCGCAUGGAGAGCCGCCGCAAGUCCUGGGAGCCGCUGUCCGAGGAGACGGUGCUCGCGGCGCUCGACAUCAUCCUGGACCGGUCCAACUACCCGCUCUACAUCACCUGCCACCUCGGCCGCGAUCGCACGGGCGCGGUGGUGGGUUGCCUUCGCAAGAUCCAGGGCUGGCACUUGUCGUCCAUCUUCGAGGAGUACCGGCGCUUCGCCGGCAGCAAGGUGCGGCUGCAGAACGAGCAGUUCAUCGAACUGUUCGACACGGACCUGGUGACGAUCCCCGUGAACCCUCCGUCGUGGCUCAGGAAACACCCGUGA
This is a messenger RNA of Phytophthora sojae, 2205 nucleotides long. RefSeq lists its product as hypothetical. NCBI's taxonomy places the organism in Eukaryota, Oomycota, Peronosporomycetes, Peronosporales, Peronosporaceae. Bases 1 to 2205 code for a protein of 734 amino acids. The transcript has 4 exons. Gene Ontology annotation, biological process: protein dephosphorylation. The record is from RefSeq and is a predicted model, not a curated record. Gene Ontology annotation, molecular function: phosphatase activity.